Molecule: messenger RNA, 570 nt
Organism: Soboliphyme baturini
Lineage: Eukaryota; Metazoa; Nematoda; Enoplea; Dioctophymatida; Soboliphymatidae
Source: the annotation of a GenBank genome assembly
AUGACAAAUGAAGUUGAAACCGAGUGGCAGCUCUUCCAGAGCGGCAUACUCGAGGCUGCCGCCGAAUGCUGCGGAUAUAAACAGGUUGGCCUGCCACCUGGAGGUCAGAAAAGCUUUUCAUGGUGGACACGAGAGGUACAACUGGCAGUUAAAGAGAAGAAAGCAGCGUUCAAGAAAUGGCCUGGAAAUAAGGAGCCUUAUACUCGCGUGCGAUAUGUCAAGGCACGAAAGGCAGCCGCCAAAGCAGUGGCAAAAGCCAAAGCUGAUUCCUGGAAGAAUAUCGACCAUCCGCCGGCUCCGAGGAAAAAGAAGGAAAGUCUCAAAGUCUUGAAGGAUAGAUCUGGACACACUCUUACUAACGAUGAUGACAUUCUUCGGCGAUGGAGGGAGUACUUUGAGGAACUCCUUAACCCCGCGCAACAGCAGGAAGACUCGCAUGUAGAGCAGAAGGCGCAGCAGCUGCAGAUCAACGUAUUUAAUUGUGGCGUUACUGCUAAAGCGCCUGUUGAUGACAACUGUGUAAAGAAAGUGCUGCAGAUGAAGGAAGACGUCGACUUAUACCUGCAGUAA